Euleptes europaea (tarantolino) is the source of this 671-nucleotide messenger RNA. RefSeq names its product sesquipedalian-1-like. Bases 1 to 624 code for a protein of 207 amino acids. The transcript has a single exon. The record is from RefSeq and is a predicted model, not a curated record. Lineage: Eukaryota; Metazoa; Chordata; Lepidosauria; Squamata; Sphaerodactylidae. Gene Ontology annotation, cellular component: trans-Golgi network; early endosome; recycling endosome. Gene Ontology annotation, biological process: retrograde transport, endosome to Golgi; receptor recycling; endosome organization.
AUGAAACUCCACCUCUCCAGCGGUUUGGUCUCUUCCCACAUGGAACACACCCCAGACCGGCAGGGGUUACUGUAUAAAAAGAGCAGUCGCACUUCCUCCUACCACCCGCGUUGGUGCACACUCUGGGGUAACCUUCUCUUCUAUCGGGAGCGAGGUGGAGACCGGGACCCUCCUAAGCUCAUAAUCUUGGAAGGCUGUAUCGUGGAGCUGCGAGAAUCCUCCUCUGAACCAUACGCCUUUGAAAUUUCUUACCCCUGUGGGUUGCCGGGCGGUCGCGCAUACCAGAUGGCAGCCGAGAAUCAAGAAACCCUGGAGGCCUGGGUGCGGGCGCUCAGCACUGCAGGAUUUGGAUACCUCCGAGCCUUGGCCGCUGAGCUGGAAGGGCAAUUUCAAAUGCUGAAGAAUCAGCAGCCCCCCAAAUUGGAGGGAGCCCCAGUAGCCUCAAAAAAGAACUUUAAGCUACCCCUUCUGAAACUGGUGGCUGAAACAAGAUCCAAAGAGACAAAUUUCUCACAACUCCAUCAGGAAUUUGGCGAGGACAUUCUGAGGUUAAGGCGUAUGUGGCAGGAAAAGAAAGAUGGCAAGACACAACCUGCAGAAAACAAUUUGAUAGACUUGGAGUAGAAAAAUCAGCAAUACCAAACAUUUGACUACAAUGAGCAAGUCUAGAG